This is a messenger RNA of Durusdinium trenchii, 3269 nucleotides long. Lineage: Eukaryota; Dinophyceae; Suessiales; Symbiodiniaceae. The record is from the annotation of a GenBank genome assembly.
GGUUGAUCCUGCUUCCGUUCUUUGCACACCCUUUAGGCACAAGGGUUUCGUUCAGCUGAAAAGGUCAGCGUAUUGCCCGUGUUUUGCGUUUUACAUUGGUAGCGUUGAGCCAUUUGUCGUGUGCCGUUCGCCGACAUUGGUCCCGAGUACUUUUUGCUUGAGUUUGUGACCACGGUCUUCUUUGUGGUUUUCCUGGGUGGCUUUUGGGGGCUUCCUUUGGAGGGCUGCGGCAAUGCCAACCCCUGACGGAGGGGAAUCCGUCAUGGAGGCUGACCUCGACGCUGGACAUGGUGGUGCUACGCCUUGAUGAAGAGGAAGAUAGCUCACAGAGGGCUUCGGAGCACUCCUGGGGUAGAUGGAGUGCGGAAGAAUGGAGAAGAUGGGAAGCUGCCUACUACACAUGGAACCCGCCGGCUGGAAUGCUGGACCUUCCAAUGGAGGCACUGUCCCUGGCUCCUCAGCUGAACAGUCCGCCUCGGCUCCGACCGCACCUAUCGGUCCUCCUCAAGACCCAUGGUGGCUUCGACAAGGUGACCCCUGGGCAGCACAUGAUGAUCGACGAGCUGGAGGACGACUCCGACCUUGAGCCCUCCGACCUGGACGAUGAGACCCAAGAGGCAUUGGUUGUGAACGACAGUCUUGACCUUGCCUUCCACGAGAACACCUAUGAGAUGGACUAUGACAUCACGCUGUACGCCAAGGAGAAGGGUGAGAUGCACCAGCCCAAGUUCUUGGCCAUCGCUGACUGUGCGCGCAGCCGGACUCUAGCUGGGGAACGAUGGAUGCAAGCGUUCUUGAAACACCAGAAGGAGCAUCGAGUCGCAGUGGUGACCUGGCUCGCCAUCAAGGAGACAUGGUUUUUGAUCAAGAUCAGCGUGGUGUCCGCAGAGGUGCCACUUUUGCUGAGCUGGCCUGCUUUGGCCGAACUUGGAAUGCAGUAUGACAUCGCCAAGGGCGUGGCCAACUUUGCACGCCUGAAUGUGCAACAGGUUUGUUUGAUCAACAGCGCGUCCGGUCACCCCCAAGUCUCUGUGAUUGGCGCCAGACCAGCCCACAUGACGUGGCCGGAGCGUGUUGAUUGGAGUUUGACUGAAGUCUAUGAACCUGCUGCGCAGGAGGCAUGCAUGGCGAGCAGCCGGGAGGAGUUGUUUUUCCCCAAGAAGGCGGAGCUGACCACAGCCCUGGUGGAGUUGGGAGUGCCGGCCGAGCUCAGAUCACUGUUGAUGGAGCAGCGGCAGGUGACCCCGACCAGUUCUCGCCUGAAAGGACUGUCGGGAAUGAAGUUGGAGGAGCUCAUCGCCAAGUGCAACGAGCUGGGGGUGCCUGUCGACUACUUGGAGUGGGCAGCGCAGGAGUGCAAGGAGAACGAGAACCACAUCCCGGACUUGGCUCGGCUUGCCAAGUGGGCAGCAUCACACCUGAAAGAAGGCAGCAGCCGGGACAAGUUCAUGAAGACGGGCUAUCGCGACCCCGAGGAGGUGGCCAAGAAGGCACCACCGGUGGCAACUCUUCCACCCAUCUGCCCUCCUACAGAAGACAGCUACGACAUCCAGUGGGAAGGCAAAGACGAAGACAGCGCCUCGGAAGAAGACUCGGGCAACGACCUGGCGGACGAGCAGAAGGAGAAGAUCGACAAGCUCGAGAAGACGGUCCAGGACCUCCAGGAGAAGUUGAACGAGGAACUCGCCAAAGGAUACUGGAAGGAACUGAACGAGGAGAUCGCCGCCAAGAAGGUGAAGACGGAGGUUGGUUCCGAGCCUAAGAUGAUCUACGAGGAGCAGGCUUUGAGGGUGGCAAGGUUGAAGGCCAUUGGCUUCAAUGUGGGCUUGGCAUGUCUUGCCCGAAUCGUUGUGCGCCCUACGAUGGAAGCAGAGGGCAGCGGCUUUCCUGAGAUGAAGGCUAUGCUCUUUGGAAAAGUACUUUUCAAUUAUCUUACCUUGCGAGUGUUAGUCUCCAAAGCUGUGGCACUUUCUUUGGGUGUUGGUGCUGGUUUGCCUUUGGGCAAGGAAGGUCCCAAUGUGCACCUGGCGGCAUGCAUAGCUCGAGUUAUAAAUCCAUCUUUCUUCGAGAAACGCGUGCAGAGUAGCCAUGGAGCUCAUGGUGCUGGUGGAAGCGGUGUCGGUUCGGCUGUCUCGAAGCUGCUCUUGGCUGCAUGCGCCGUUGGUGUUGGGGCCUCUUUCUCCGCUCCAAUCGGUGGUGUAAUUUUUGCCUUGGAGCUGAUGUUGCCUCAGACCUACGAUGCUUUUGCAUACUGGGGCUGCUUCACAGCUGGUGUUGUGGGUGCCAUCACCUACGCAGUCGAGAGGACCCUCACAACUGGUGGUGAAAGCCUCCUACCCUUGAUUAGCUCUAAUGUGCUCCCUGGUGAGGGAUCGGAUACCGAUUAUCCUAUCCUGCGGCUUGCCAUCGAUAUUGCUCUAGGCAUUCUUUGUGGUCUUGGAGGUGGUAUUUGGGUGCGUUGCCACGCCUACACAGCGGGGGUGUUGAAGAGGUGGCGAUUGAGGGAGUCGCAGCCAACAACAGCAGCCGUUGGAAAUCAAGAGCCACUUCUGGGCGAAAGCGUGGGAUGCCUAGGGAUACGUGACACGUUGAAGAGUGAACCUGUGAGACUGAGGUUGGGAGGUCGAUGGCGGGAUUUGGCAUUGGUGGCCGCGGUAACGGCACUGAACACAGUCCUGGCCUCCAGCUUGCCUCUUCUUGGUGGCAAGCCACAGCCAUUGCUCAUCUCAACAAUUUUCGACAAGACCUUGCUCUUUAGUGGUCACGACACUUGGGUGCUGCCUUGGGCCGGUGUCACUGGAACCAUCUGCCUUUGCUUUCUAAUGAAAUGGACGAUGACAAUCUUGGCCUUGUCUUCUGCCAUCCCCGCAGGAGUGGUGGCUCCUACCAUGAUCAUUGGAGGAUUACUUGGGCGCGUCUUUGGCCACGUGCUUCUGCCUGAUUGGCUUGUGGAGAUGCUUCUGACCAAAGAAGGUUGUGCUAUAGUGGGCGCCUCUGCUUUUUGUGCGGCUGUGUGCCGCGCCUUCGCUAUGGCCAUCACAGUUUUUGAGGUGUUGGCCUUGCCCAACUCAGUGUUGCCUCUCUGCAGCUCCGCCUUGGCGGCCAUCUUUGUAGCCAACAAGGUCUCCUUGCCCUUCUUCGAUGCCAACCUGGCAACCCGCAACCUCGGGGGCAUUCCUGCAAUCACCUUUACGGACAAAGCCAUUGAGCCAGUGAUGAAAGUCAUGCGCGUUGUAGACCUCAGCGAAUGUCCCAGUCUCAGGUUUUGA